CUCCUCCCCCUCGCUCUGCCCGCCCUGAAAACAUCCGUACACAACAGUGCGCUGUCUUUUUUCCAGGGAGAAUAUCAGCUCGGCACAGGGAGGAGAGGAUUAGUGUAACCACUCAGCUCAUCUGCAUACAUGUUCCCAGGGAGCCACAUGAGCACGGCUGCACAUCCUUCAUAUAGACCUGACAAUCCUGUCACAGAGGCGCCACUUGAUCUGCUGUCACUGCUACCACACAGUUUCACAGGGACCAGCGUUAUCUUUUUUUUUUUCUUUUUUUUUUUUUUUCUUUUUUUUAUUCUGAGCUCUUCUAAAUGAUUUCCAGACUGUUUUUUACAAUUGAAAUUUGUUGUGAUGUCUCUAUUUAACUGGAACAAUGCAUGCAAUAUUGUUUGAUAUGGACUUGCUCUAAGCUUUGAGGAGUUUUCCCUUCCUUUUUUGGACUUUUCUACUUGCUCCUUCAUCUGGUUUGGGAGUCUGUAGCAACAGAAUGCCAUCUAGACAGUCUUAUGAAGUGCGCAAGGAAGACAAGUCCCUGGUGCAAAAGGCCAAGCGAGAGGCCAAUCAGGAGGAUAUUCUGGCGGCAGCUCUGGGGAUGAGGAUGGGGCCACAGAAACCUCCAGCGACUUUCUGGCAGCCACUUAAACUAUUUGCCUAUUCACAGCUCACCUCACUGGUCCGCAGAGCCACGCUGAAGGAGAGUGAACGGACACCCAGAUCUGAGAAAGUCCACAACUUCAAGGUGCAUACCUUUCGGGGGCCUCACUGGUGUGAACACUGUGCUAGCUUCAUGUGGGGACUGAUGGCUCAGGGGGUCAAAUGUACAGAUUGUGGUUUGAAUGUCCACAAGCAAUGCUCAUCUCUGGUACACAGUGACUGCAAGCCGGACCCCAGACACAUCCGCAAAGUGUACAGCUGUGACCUCACGACGCUGGUGAAAGCUUAUAACACAGCGCGACCAAUGGUGGUGGACAUGUGCAUCCGUGAGAUUGAGUCCAGAGGUCUGAAGUCUGAAGGUCUCUACAGGAUAUCUGGAUUUACUGAUUCAGUUGAAGAAGUCAAGAUGGCUUUCGACAAAGAUGGUGAGAAGACAGACAUCUCAGUGAACGUCUAUGAAGACAUCAAUAUCAUCACGGGUGCACUGAAACUGUAUCUCAGGGAUUUGCCUGUUCCCGUCAUCUCAUACGAUGCUUACCCCAGGUUCAUCGAGGCUGCAAAGCUCACAGACCUAGAGAAGAAGCUUGAAGCUUUCCGUGAGGCUCUUGCUCUGUUGCCGCCAUCACACAGUGAAACGCUCAAGUACCUCAUGGCACACUUAAAAAGGGUGACACAAAAUGAGAAAUUCAACCUGAUGAACGCAGAGAACCUCGCCAUUGUGUUUGGGCCCACCCUCAUGCGUGCACCAAACACGGACGCCAUAACAGCACUCAAUGACAUCCGCUACCAGAGACAGGUGGUGGAGGUGCUCAUUAAAAAUGAAGAUGUGCUCUUCUAAACAUACAGUAGAUCAGAACUUUUAAAGCACAGCUGUCUAAUCAUUCUUUUGUGCAAGGACUUGACUGUUUGUAUUACGUUGACUGAUGCAUUUUUACAUGCCCUGUGUAUGGACUAGUGCUGACCUAGCAUCUGUCCUCCCUUGUACUGGGUUUGGGUGGUGAACCUUAACCUUGUACAUAUUUUAUCUCCCCAUUUUUGUCGGGGGAUUUUCAGAAGCUGUCAGACCUGCAUGUGGUGCAAGGUCUUUUUUUUUUUAAGUUGUAGUUGUAACCUAGCAUGUUUUAAAAAUCGUGUAGCUGUGAUUUUGCUUUUAUCCAUUUUGUCUGUAGUCCACAUUCCCAGCUACUGGCUGUGCAGUUAUUUUGUGAAACUUUGUGUAGCUGAUGUAAAAAUAAGUAAGAAGUCAUUUUUAUGAUGUAUAUUUUUUAUCUCCUAAGCUGUUUUUAUGUAGCCUGCUGUUCUAUAGUUGAAUGAACAAAUCCUGUUAGUGUGUACGCACUGGUGUAUUUUCCUGAGCUUAACAUUUUUAUUGUGUUUGUGAAUUAAAUUUUUUUUAAUGUAAUGUUUUUAUACAACUUGCAUGAUUACAUUAAUUUAUUAAACCUUACUCUGAGACAAUACGUUCAUAAUGAGUCA
This is a messenger RNA of Monopterus albus (swamp eel), 2127 nucleotides long. RefSeq names its product chimerin 1 (gene chn1). The record is from RefSeq and is a predicted model, not a curated record. Bases 485 to 1489 code for a protein of 334 amino acids. Gene Ontology annotation, molecular function: GTPase activator activity. Gene Ontology annotation, biological process: signal transduction; positive regulation of GTPase activity. Lineage: Eukaryota; Metazoa; Chordata; Actinopteri; Synbranchiformes; Synbranchidae. The transcript is spliced from 7 exons.